Molecule: messenger RNA, 982 nt
Organism: Saprolegnia parasitica CBS 223.65
Lineage: Eukaryota; Oomycota; Saprolegniomycetes; Saprolegniales; Saprolegniaceae
Exons: 2
Coding region: 41-982 (313 amino acids)
Source: RefSeq, a predicted model, not a curated record
GCGUCGGCAACCAAUUCAUUUCACACACAGCGGCGACGGGAUGGCACGCGGGGAUUUAUCCAAGAAGCGCAAGCCCGGCGCACCCACGAUCGCCAAGCCCGGCGCGCCGACGAUCGCCAAGCCCUGCUCGCUCCCCGAGGCCGAGUACAAGCCGUGCUUUGUGUGUGGACACAAGUUCAACGUCGACUCGCUCAUGCGCUGCUUGGUGUGCGCCGGCUUCUUCCACAAGCGCUGCCUCGCCACGAUCACCGCCGACGCAAUAGGCUGCGCAGCGUGCCAAGACGCCCGGAACGCCGAGGUGGAGCUCCAAGCCGAGCGCAACGACCCCAGCAUGUACCCGCCCAUCACGGGCGAUACGAACAAGCACCUCUUUGAGUUCCGCAUGACCAUGAUGCACAAGUUUAUGAGCGCAAUCGCGGCCCACAAAGCGCCACCAAAGAAAAAAGUCAAGGUGCCCACCAAGAGAUCCGCGACGCCCACGGCGUGUGCAGAGGCCCUCAACCAAACGCCGCCUUUCGAUCCGCCAGCGCCAGUGACUCACGACGACUCAAUGGCCGACGUCGACAUGGUGGCACCCGCCGCGCCGUCGAUCGCGAUGCCACUGCCUGCGGGACCGACCAUGGUAGCGCUGCGAGAUGCCAACGUCGAAAUUUGUCCAGAACGUGCACCAGCGUCGAGCUCUACGUUGCCAGCAGAGGUGGUUCCGUCGACACCACAACUGCCUGCGCUGACGCUACACGUGGCGCACAGCGAGCCGUUGCCAGCAGCUUUGGAGUCGCCCCGAGCUACGUUGGUAUCUGCGGUGGCGUGCAGCGUGAGCCCAGUGUUGAGUACGCUCGUCCUACCCAAGUGCGUGCUUGAACAAACUGCGAGCGCUGUUGCUGCGACACCGCAUGCGACAAUGCCCUUGCACGACGUCGGAGUGGCUACAGAGGUCGUUCAGGAGACGGGUAGCAUCAUGCUAAGCGAAUGUGUUGUGUAA